This is a messenger RNA of Vigna umbellata (rice bean), 1638 nucleotides long. Lineage: Eukaryota; Viridiplantae; Streptophyta; Magnoliopsida; Fabales; Fabaceae. The record is from RefSeq and is a predicted model, not a curated record.
AUGGAUGAAUAUAAUAGAAUUACUAGUGUAUUUUGGGCAGAUCCUCAUAGCCGAGCUGCAUGUGAGGAAUUUGGUGAUGUCGUCUCUUUUGACACCACCUACUUGACAAACAAGUACGACAUGUCAUUUGCUCCAUUUGUAGGAGUUAACCAUCAUGGACAAUCCAUUCUACUUGGUUGUGGAUUGCUCUCAUCUGAGGACACUUUGUCAUUUGUAUGGUUAUUCAAAUGUUGGCUAAGAUGCAUGGGAAACAAGGCGCCUUAUAGUAUUGUAACCGAUCAAUGUAAGGCGAUGGCAAAUGCAAUUGAAGAUGUCUUCUCUAAAACAAAACAUAGGUGGUGUUUGUGGCACAUCAUGAAAAAGAUACCUGAAAAAUUUCAAGGGUAUAACAAUUAUGUUGGGAUCAAGUGUGAUAUAAAAUCGCUUGUCUGUGACUCUGGUAAUGCAACAGACUUUCACAUUGGCUGGAAACGACUACUUACCACACAUGGGUUAGAAAAUAAUGAAUGGCUAUGUAAUUUGUAUGAAGAGAGACAAAAAUGGGUCCCUUGUUACUUGAAGAAUCAUUUUUGGGCUAGUAUGUACACAACUCAAAGAAGUGAGGGAAUGAAUGCUUUCUUUGAUGGAUUUAUCAAUUCCAGUACCACACUUCAACAGUUUGUGGUUCAGUAUGAUAAUGCUCUUAAAUUCAAGGCCCAAAAAGAAAUUGAAGCUGACUUCUCCUCUUUUAAUACCAAUGUUGCAUGUGGGUCUCAAUCACUAAUUAAGAGACAAUUUCAAGUUGAGUACACACAUGCAAAAUUUGAGGAAGUACAAAUUGAGUUUCGGUCCAGGAUGAAUUGUUUCAUCAAGAACACGGUCAAGGACUGUAUUUUGAACAACUACACAAUAAAAGAAGAGUACAUGUGGGAUGAGAAAUGUGAGGCAAAAUAUUACCAUGUUGAAUUUGAUCCUCUUACAAACGAUACAAGGUGCUCUUGCCUAUUGUUUGAGUUUAGAGGCAUCAUAUGUCGCCAUUCCUUAUUGGUUCUCGGACAGGAAGAUGUACAUAAUGUCCCCUCCAAAUAUGUUCUUCGUCGUUGGAGCAAAAAUGUUCGAAGAAAGCACACACUUAUUAGAGCAUCUUAUAGUCAUUUGCAGCAGGAACCCAAGAUGCAAAGAUACCAAUCGUUGUGUAAGUGGUUCUAUGACAUAGCUGAGGCUGCAUGUGAAUCUGAAUGUGCUUCUAAUGAGUUGGAAAAAGAAUUGGAAUGUGUAGGUAAAAAAUUCGGUUUAACUUCAUCACUGAAAAAUAACAUCAUAAGUGAGGGAGGACAACUAAGGUAUCAGAAUCCUGUGACCGAUACUCCAUCGUACAAUACAUGUGGAAGCAGUGAUGUACUUGUUUGCAGUCUAGUCGCGGUUAAGCGAAAAGGCAGACCGAGAACUAGCAGAUUGAAGUCAGCCGUUGAAACUAUAACUAAAAAUGGAAAUCGACUCCAAGGAAAAAUUCCUCAACAACAACUGUUCAACCAGCGGAAACCACAAGAACUACUGUUGCACAACUGCAAGAGCGCGUGGAAUAUUCAACCCAAACCCAUGAAAGCACAAUGCGCUGACAGUUACUGCUGUCACCUGACUGUUACUGCUGUCACCUGA